Penaeus monodon (black tiger shrimp) is the source of this 837-nucleotide messenger RNA. RefSeq lists its product as uncharacterized. The transcript has 2 exons. The coding region runs from base 1 to 837 and encodes 278 amino acids. The record is from RefSeq and is a predicted model, not a curated record. Lineage: Eukaryota; Metazoa; Arthropoda; Malacostraca; Decapoda; Penaeidae.
AUGGCAGCAGGAAGCUCUAACUUUUGUCCUUUAUCUUGUCCAAAGUGCGGUCAAGAAUGCCGCAUUACUAAUGAACAUUAUUUUCGGUGCGACAAAUCAAAGAAAGUAAAUAAUAGAACAGUUAGAUGCAAUUUCAAAAAAUCACUUUUUAAGAACACCUGGUUUGAUAACAGUAAGCUCGAUUUUGAGACUAACUUAAAAUUCGUCAAUUUGUAUGUAAGAGAGGCCUUUUCCUACGAAUCUGCACGGAGCGACUUUCAGUUUCCAAACAAGACUAUUUGUGAUUGGGCAAGCUUCUGUCGGGAGGUUUUAAUUUCUUGGUGUUUAGAUAAUGAGUCAGACCAGAUAGGAGGGCCAGGGGAAAUUGUUGAAAUUGAUGAGAGUAAAUUUGGUAAAAGAAAAUAUAACGUUGGUCGACUCAUAGAAGGUCAGUGGGUUUUUGGAGGAGUAUGCCGCAAAAGUAGGAAAUUCUUUUUCGUACCUGUGCAGACGCGUGACUCUCUUACUUUGCUUAAAGUCAUUAAAGAGCGUAUCCACCCAGGGACAACGGUCAUUAGUGAUUGUUGGAAGGCAUACAACUGUCUUGAAACAGAGGGCUAUCAACAUUUAACUGUGAAUCAUUCAUACAAUUUUGUUGACCCUGACACUAAGGCGCACACCAAUACGAUCGAGCGGAAAUGGAGGGAUGCAAAAGCCAAAGUGCCCCGCUUCGGCAGGAGGAGGUACCACUUUAUUGGGUAUUUGGCUAGGGCCAUCUUUAUGAUGGCCCACCCCGAAGAAAAUAAAAGAUUACAUCAGUUCCUCCUCGCCGCUGAUCGUCUGUACCCCCCACACUGA